This is a messenger RNA of Dryobates pubescens (Downy woodpecker), 6864 nucleotides long. It is a transcript of the gene CPD, whose product is annotated as carboxypeptidase D. The record is from RefSeq and is a predicted model, not a curated record. The coding region runs from base 51 to 4121 and encodes 1356 amino acids. Gene Ontology annotation, biological process: proteolysis. NCBI's taxonomy places the organism in Eukaryota, Metazoa, Chordata, Aves, Piciformes, Picidae. The transcript has 21 exons. Gene Ontology annotation, molecular function: zinc ion binding; metallocarboxypeptidase activity.
CCUGGUCCCGCUGCCCGGCGGAGUGGUGGGGUUGGGUGUCCGGUGGGGCUAUGGCGAGCGUGGAGCGGGGGCUUGGCCGGGGGCUGUUGCUCCUCUUUUGCACGCUAUUGCUGGGCCCGGCCCGCAGCGUCCACAUCAAGAAGGCGGAGGCGGCGGCGCCCGGCGAGACGCUGCGGUACCUGCACUCGGCCGAGCUGGGCCAGGCGCUGCAGACGCUGGCGGACGCGGCCCCCGCGGGCCUGGCGCGGCUCUUCAGCAUCGGCAAUUCGGUGGAGGGGCGGCCGCUGUGGGUGCUGCGUCUGACGGCGGGGCUGGGGCCGGAGCGCGCCGACGAGGAGCCCGGCGGCUCGCCGCUGCCCGGCCGGCCGCAGGUGAAGCUGGUGGGGAACAUGCACGGGGACGAGCCUCUGGCGCGGCCGCUGCUGCUUCGCCUGGCCCAGGAGCUGGUGCGGGGAUGGGCGAACGGUGAGGAGCGCAUCGGCCACCUGCUCAACACCACCGACAUCUACCUGCUGCCCAGCCUCAACCCUGACGGCUUCGAGCGCGCCCGCGAAGGCGACUGCGGCGGCGGUGCGGAGGGCGGCAGGGAGAACAGCCGUGGUCGCGACCUGAACCGCAGCUUCCCCGACCAGUUCGGGGUCGCCGAGCCCAACCUGGAGCCUGUGCCCGAGGUGCAGGCCCUCAUCACCUGGAUGCGCCGCAACAGGUUUCUGCUCUCUGGCAAUCUUCAUGGUGGUUCAGUGGUUGCAAGCUACCCCUAUGAUGACUCUCCCACGCAUAAGCUCUCAGGAAUCUACAGCAAAUCUGCUGACGAUGAAGUGUUCAAAUACUUGGCCAAAGCUUAUGCCUCCAAUCACCCCAUAAUGAGAACUGGCAAACCCAAUUGCCCUGGUGAGGAGGGAGAGACCUUCCAAGAUGGUAUCACAAAUGGUGCCCACUGGUAUGAUGUAGAAGGUGGGAUGCAGGAUUACAACUAUGUGUGGGCCAACUGCUUUGAGAUCACGUUGGAGCUGUCCUGCUGCAAAUACCCUCCGACCUCUGAGCUUCAGCAGGAGUGGGAGAACAACAGGGACUCUCUCCUUGCUUUCAUUGAGAAGGUCCACAUGGGUGUGAAAGGCUUUGUGAGGGAUGCAGUCAGUGAGGCUGGCCUGGAGAACGCCACCAUUGUUGUUGCUGGGAUCGCUCACAAUGUCACCGCGGGAAAGUUCGGCGAUUACCACCGGCUGCUCGUGCCUGGGACCUACAAUGUGACUGCACUUGUGACAGGUUAUGCACCAGUGACCAAAGAGAACAUUGAGGUGAAGGAGGGAGAAGCAACAGAAGUGAAUUUCUCCUUGCAGCCAACAGUAAAGCCGCCGGCUCGUAACGUCACGCAGGUCACAGCACCGCCGGCUCCUGCCUCUACCAUCACCUCCAGCCCUGUGCAGGAAGAGGUGCCCAGCCCAACCCCUCUCCAUCAGCCCAUCCAGCCUGUGGACUUCCGCCACCACCAUUUCUCAGACAUGGAGAUCUUCCUGCGGCGCUACGCCAACGAGUACCCCAACAUCACCCGCCUCUACUCCGUGGGCAAGUCGGUGGAGCUGCGGGAGCUCUACGUGAUGGAGAUCUCGGACAAUCCUGGUGUCCAUGAAGCAGGUGAGCCAGAGUUCAAGUACAUUGGUAACAUGCAUGGGAAUGAAGUUGUGGGUCGAGAACUUCUCCUGAACCUCAUCGAGUACCUCUGCAAGAACUUUGGCACAGACCCUGAGGUCACUGACCUGGUUCAGAACACACGGAUCCACAUCAUGCCUUCUAUGAACCCUGAUGGCUAUGAGAAGUCCCUGGAAGGAGACAGAGGAGGCACUGUGGGCAGGAACAACAGCAACAACUACGACCUGAACCGGAACUUCCCAGAUCAGUUCUUCCAAGUGGCAGACCCUCCACAGCCAGAAACUCUGGCUGUCAUGACCUGGUUGAAGACUUACCCAUUUGUGCUCUCAGCAAACCUGCAUGGAGGCUCUCUGGUGGUUAAUUACCCCUUUGAUGAUGAUGAACAAGGAAUAGCCAUAUACAGUAAAUCCCCAGAUGAUGCUGUGUUUCAGCAGCUGGCACUUUCCUAUUCCAAGGAGAACACCAAGAUGUACCAAGGAAGCCCUUGUAAGGAUAUGUACCCCACUGAGUACUUCCCACAUGGCAUCACUAAUGGUGCUCAGUGGUACAAUGUGCCAGGUGGGAUGCAAGACUGGAAUUACUUAAAUACAAACUGCUUUGAGGUGACCAUUGAGCUGGGCUGUGUGAAAUAUCCAAAAGCUGAGGAGCUGCCAAAGUACUGGGAGCAGAACCGCCGCUCCCUCCUCCAGUUCAUGAAGCAGGUUCACCGUGGUGUCUGGGGGUUUGUGCUGGAUGCUACAGACAAGAGAGGCAUUCUCAACACCACCAUCAGCGUUGCUGACAUCGACCACCCAGUGACCACCUCCAAGGACGGAGACUACUGGCGCCUCUUGGUCCCAGGGACCUACAAAAUCACAGCAUCUGCCCGAGGGUAUGAUCCAGUCACUAAGAUGGUUGAAGUUGGCAGCAAAGGUGGGGUGCAGGUGAACUUCACUCUUAAGCGGACAGACAUCAAAGUGGAGGAGGGGAAGGUGCCAGUCGUGAACACUCCAGACACCAGCGACCCCAACGAGAAGGAGUUUGAGACCCUGAUCAAAGAUCUCUCUGCUGAGAAUGGCCUGGAGCGCCUCCUGCUGGCCUCCUCGGGGAACGUCUCUCCCUAUCGGUACCGCCCAUACAAGGACCUCUCCGAGUUCCUCCGAGGCCUCUACCUGAACUACCCACACAUCACAAACCUCACCAGUUUGGGUCAGAGCGUUGAGUUCCGCCAGAUCUGGUCCCUGGAAAUCUCCAACAAACCCAACCAGUCGGAGCCCGAGGAGCCCAAGAUUCGCUUCGUUGCUGGUAUUCAUGGAAACGCUCCUGUUGGCACAGAGCUGCUCCUGGCACUCGCAGAAUUUCUCUGCAUGAACUACAAGAAGAAUGCUGCUAUUACAAAGCUGAUUGACCGAACGCGGAUUGUGAUUGUGCCUUCCCUGAACCCAGACGGACGGGAGAUCGCCCAGGAGCGAGGCUGCACCUCGAAGAUAGGCCAGAACAAUGCUCAUGGCAAGGACCUGGACACAGACUUCACAAGCAACUUCUCCAGGUACUCAGGGACACGAGAGCCUGAGACCAAAGCCAUCGUGGACAACUUGAUACUGAAGCACGAUUUCAGCCUCUCAGUUGCACUGGAUGGAGGAUCUCUGCUUGUCACUUACCCAUAUGAUAAGCCAGAGCAGACAGUGGAGAACAAAGAAACAUUGAAGCAUUUGGCAUCUCUGUAUGCAAACAACCACCCGCUGAUGCACUUGGGCCAGCCAGGCUGUCCAAAUAAGUCAGAUGAGAAUAUUCCUGGUGGUGUGAUCCGUGGCUCCGAAUGGCACAGUCACUUGGGGAGUAUGAAGGAUUUCAGCGUUACCUUUGGCCAUUGUCCCGAGAUCACCGUUUACACCGGCUGCUGUUACUUCCCCAGUGCAGGACAGCUGCCCAGCCUGUGGGCAGACCACAGGAAAUCUCUCCUCAGCAUGCUCGUGGAGGUUCAUAAGGGAGUCCAUGGAUUUGUCCAAGACAAGAGUGGCAAGCCAAUUUCUAAAGCUGUCAUUGUUGUUAAUGAAGGCUUGAAGCUCUGUACUAAAGAAGGUGGCUAUUUCCACGUGCUCCUGGCUCCAGGUCUGCAUAACAUCGAUGUGAAGGCCAAUGGGCACCAGACAAAACAUGUCAAGGUCUUGGUUCGUCCUGAUGCUCCCAGCUCCGUGCUCAUUGUGUUUGACACAGAAAACAGGAUCUUUGGUCUGCCAAGGGAGCUGGUUGUAACUGUUGCAGGUGCAAGUAUGUCUGCUCUGGUCCUCACAGCCUGUAUCAUCUGGUGUGUCUGCUCAAUUAAGUCCAACAGACACAAGGAUGGCUUCCACCGCCUCCGGCAGCACCACGACGAUUACGAGGAUGAAAUCCGCAUGAUGGCCACUGGCUCCAAAAAGUCCCUUCUAAGCCAUGAAUUCCAGGAUGAAACAGACACUGAAGAAGAAACACUGUACUCCAGCAAACACUGACAACCCCCCCUGGGCAGGAGAGGAGGUUCCCAUGGACUAGACUGGGUGGGGAGGGCGAUCCCUGUGGUUCAGUUCUGAAACGUUAGCUUGCAGGAUGUGUCCUCCAGAGGCGUGGGUGGCAGCUCCCAGCUUCCCUCUAUUUGCUGUGUUCCUAUGGACCUGAAAAUCAGUGGGGGUUGGAGGCUAAGGUUGUGAUUGUUACAUUUUUGAGUCAUGAUCUGGAGGUUCACGUGACACUGUUGGAAAGGCAACUUAACAGGGUGGCCGCAUUGCACUUCCCCAGCAUCUCAACACCAGUGGACAGAUGGUGGGGAAGUGCCCUAAGACCGGUGUGGAGUUGUCGAUGCAACACUCCAAAGCAGUUUCUCUACCUGUUUUGAUUUCAUGUUUCCCACUCCUUACUUGGGAGAAGCCAGAUCCUUCACUUGACUCCAUGUUCUGCAGAGCAGCCCUUGGAAAAAGGCCAAAAAGAAAAACAAAGUCCUUGGUUCUCAGCUGCUUCCUUGGAGCUUCUCCCCACUCUGAGGUGCUGUGGCCUGCUACGAUCUGCUGUGGUUGUGGAGCACCUCUGUGUUGCUAGUUCUGGGCAGUGACUUGGCAUCCUGAAAGCUGGGGCAGAUGACGUCCGUUCUUGACGUGGGCUGGAGAAAAGAGCCAAUGUUGGGGCUUUAGUGAACUCUGACAAAGUUCAGCUGCUUGCCAGCUCUGCAGUACUGCUGUUUCUCACUUCUGGGGAAGAAAGAACCUUUAUCCCCAUCACACCUGGUUGCUUUUCAUUUGUGUAGCAGACUUGGCCUUGGGGGUCUCACGUUAGUGUUACAGCAACACAGUGUCUGUAAGAGCAACUGAAGGUUGUUCUGAGCAAAUGGACAGACUGAUUGUGAUGGGUACUGUAGAAGAGCAGUUGGUUACAGACUCCCCCUGACCAGUUUUGCUCAAGUCCUCCACUACUCAGGAGGAAACAGUGAAAUCUGCUUUGUAUUUGAGCAUUAUUGGAGCAGCAGGGAGAGGCCAUGGGAGAACCUAUGGCCCAACUUACCUCUUGGCACCAUUUGCCAUUGUCCACAUAAUACCAUUUAGAGAUCAGAGCACUUUGGAAACAACUUCACAUCAAGCUCUGGUGGGUGCAGGCAUGAAACUGGCUUGCUGGUUUGGCUCUGUUUACUACAGCAUCCCUGAAGUACGUAGCAAGAGCUCCACCUUCUUGUGUCUGCAGCUGUGUGCUGCUGUGGAGCAUGAGGGAGGGCUGAAGGGGAAGGGAAAAACAGUCGAAUUCUGGUUUGUAGCACUUGGCAGGAAGUUGGAAAGGGGAACCACAAUGUGCAUCCCCUAGACAUAAGGGAUUUUGGGGCAAUAGAAGGGAAGAAUGGCUGAAGUGUUGAUUUACAAAGCCUUUAUGCACCUCUGAUGUUUCUGGGUGGAAGAUUUGGGUUAGAAUAGGCACUUACUUUCUUGCUGCUCAUUUUAUUUUCUAAUUCUUUCACCACUGACCUGAGCUCUGGGGUGCAGGAGCUUGUUGCAGCAAUGUCUUAGGCAUCUAGUUUGCUCUGAGCUGAUCUGUUCUCCAGCAGCCUGGAGAGGUCCACUAGUGAAACCUGCAUGUGGUGUCUGGGGGGAGGAUAUUUGCACCCAAAUGUAUGAUGGGGUCUGUUCUGCAGGGCUCUGACCUGGUCUGCUUUGAGGAAGCAGCACCGUGGGUUUCCUGUUGAAGACUUUGUGCCAUGUCAGCAAGGGAAGGAGGUGACCUGGGCCUCUCUGUGUGGUAGAUGCCCUUCCAGAACCACAUGCUCUGGCUGUGUUGCUGUGCUCCUCAUCUCAGCUGAUUUUGUGCAGCUAUUUCUAGAGACAAAGCUAACCUUUAGACACCUUCUUGCUGUUCCCCAGGGACUUCUAGUGCAAGAAAUGUUAUCAGAUCUUGCUGGGGAGGUGUGCUGGGAACAGGGAGAUAAGGCUGAGCAUUCCCCAUGCUCCUGUCCUGCAUCGCUGCGGUGUGGAAGAGCUGCUUUUGUUUCCUCUGUUGUGCAGGAGCCACGACCAUCUCUGUGCCUGCUCCCAGCUCCUCCAGCUUAGCAGGAAAUGGGGUUUGGUUUUCCAUGUGCAGUAGGCUGCAGAACACAACAUGCAGUAGCAUUAAUUCUGCCUCAUCUCCCAGCUUUUCCUGCUUCUGAGAGCUUUAAUGAGACACAGCUGGGGUUUUAUAUUGAAGUGGAGUUUGCAAAUGGACUCUGUUUGGGCUUUGUUUGCUGUGGAAGCAAGUAACAGACUGAGCUGGCCUUGCGUUGUCCUACUAGCAAUAAGCUGUGUUAGGAGUUGGCCGUUCCCUCUGAGAGUGCAUUUUGCAGUUAGCCUGGAGCAGGUGCAUGUUUUUAAGGUGAGUGGAGCGAGACAUUUUGCAAACGUGUGAGACUUUUCUGCACUCCAGGACCAGGUGUGGUGUCUGGCUCUUGCUCAGCCCCUGCCCGUCAGCGCUGGGGCUGUUUGUUGCCAGCGUGGACGAGGCAGGAGCCUCACCCUGUCUGUCCGUCCAAUCGCGGGACAGGGAGCCGGUCCCCGCGGCCACUCGUCCCUGGCGUCUGUCGGUCCGUGCACUGUGCCUUCAAAUGUACAUUUUUAAAAGGGACUUGAAUCGCCUUUUCCUGGAAGUGGGGUGGCGUGAGGUGAGGUCUGGCUCUGCCCUCAGCCGAGCCCCCAGGGUUUUUUUUAUCUGUAUACCGAGAUCAAAUAAUAUGUAUAAAACUAUUUU